AUGAAUGCCUCAAAGACCGAAUUAAAAAAUGCAUCCAUAUAUCAAGCUGCUGCUGAUUGGUAUAGGCAAUCAGCUAGUCUCGAGAACAACAGAAAGGGGCACCUGGUCUCUCCAGAUGAGAUAUUGAGCAAACACAUGAACAUCACCGAAAUACCGAUUUAUGAAAGAGAUCAGCUCAUGAGAAAGGGAAUUGAAUUGCCGGAUUCCGACCUACUUAACGCUUUACACUAUUACACUUCAAACAGGAUCCACAGGAGUAUCGGAAGGUUGAGCCAAGAGGACAGGAGGACUUCGCAAAUAUUGGAUGAAACUGCAUUAUUGGCGAUGGGAGCUGCUGUUGAGACUUGGAUUGAUAGCUUGAUAUCUGCUCGUGUGGACUCUUUUCAGCAGGAGAUUGACGGCCAGGAGUCAGAGGGAGAUGAAGAAGAAGAAGAAGAAGAAGAUACUGGAUCAGAGGAGGGAGAAAACGAUGAGAACGAUGUCGACAAUAACGAAGACGAUACCACUGGAAAUGACUCUUUAUCCAGCAGCGACGAUAAUGCUAUGGUGGAAGCCGAAAUUUCUGAUCCCAGUUCAGGCUCUGAAUACAGGUGA
Molecule: messenger RNA, 594 nt
Organism: Kuraishia capsulata CBS 1993
Lineage: Eukaryota; Fungi; Ascomycota; Pichiomycetes; Pichiales; Pichiaceae
Exons: 1
Coding region: 1-594 (197 amino acids)
Biological process (GO): nucleolar large rRNA transcription by RNA polymerase I
Cellular component (GO): RNA polymerase I upstream activating factor complex
Molecular function (GO): RNA polymerase I cis-regulatory region sequence-specific DNA binding
Source: RefSeq, a predicted model, not a curated record